Molecule: messenger RNA, 1020 nt
Organism: Miscanthus lutarioriparius
Lineage: Eukaryota; Viridiplantae; Streptophyta; Magnoliopsida; Poales; Poaceae
Source: the annotation of a GenBank genome assembly
AUGCGAGCGAGGACGCGCGAGGUAUGGAAGAGGCUGCUCGAGGCGGCGGCCGGGGAGCCUCAGUACACGUACCGGCCUAUCGCCGACGCCCUCAAGGCUCCCGUCGUCCGGGUCUGCCUCUUCCCCGUCGUCGCUCAGAUCGGCGCCGCCAGACGCAGCAGUGGCUCGGAAUUCACGGUUAUGUUGAGGAUUGUGGAUGAAUCACGCAAGGCUGGAAUAUCUGCAACAUUUUUUGCUGACAACACUGCCCUAUUGCCCUGUGUCAAGUCAAGUGGAGAUGUGAUCAGUCUCCACGACGUUGUGGUAAAGCGUCAUCAUGAGGAGUUCUUUGUUACAUUUGACAAAAAGGUUUCUUCAUUCGUGUUGUUUGAAAGCAAAGUAUCUGCUGAGUGCAGAUCAUAUCAGACUUCUGUGAAAUAUCAUGGCAGCAAACAUGACAAAGGACGUUUAACCCAGAUGAGAAUGUGGCUUCCUCUAGGUCUGAAAGAUUUCGGUCUGAAAGAUCUCGAAUUGCAGUUAAGGAAUUUAAAGUCUGAUUCUACUUUUGAUCUAGUAUGCAAGGUUUUGCGUGUCCUUGAAGAUAACGGCAAAUGGAUAUUUUAUGUUUGGGAUGGAACUGAUACCUCUGCAGCUGAGCUUCAGACAAUGAUGUAUGACAGCCGCAACGCCAACAAAGUUCACCGCCAGCCGAUGGCAAGCUUCCCCUCUAAUGUUGCUGUUCUGUCAGAUGUAUAUGAGAAAGAAGGUUACUCAACGUUAAUGGAGUCUUUAACUCAUGAUGAGGUUGAAUUCUUCGGUGGUUUUAUGACAGAAGAAGUGGUCAUAAAAAAGAUGAACAAGCUACUGGGCGUCCCAGAACCAGAGGACAGCGAGGAAGUUGCCCCUUUGACCAGGAAUCCACCUUGGAUAUGUUUUCCGUUUCAGAAGGAGCUUGCGAUGGAUCUCUCUUCUGGUCGUAGUAUCUUGAUCCUCGCGAUUGUCACGCGCCCUCGGCCUGUAUCAUUCGUUUUUAGCAUAUAA